AUGGCUUCUUCAAUAACAACUGCCGUUCCUUCAGGGAUAAUAAAGAACUGGUGUUUAGCUGAUUUAUCAGACUUCGGAAGCGGACCAUAUGAAUGUGCCAACGAAACCGUUGGCCAGAAACCGGCCGACUUCCAGACCAUUUGCUGCGAUGGCGACAUAAUCGAUACCGCUGAGAACUUGUGGCAACCAUACCGCCCGAAAUCCGCAGGACCCUUCUAUUUAAACAUAGACGACCUCGUCUGCUGUCGUCUUGUAGGCGCGCAGCAAGGCGGGCUACAAGCAAUUGAUCCAGAUCAGACGCAUUGUACUGCUGGUAGCCCCACGCCGCUUGCAAGUCUGGCGGCGACAAAUACGGAAAAUGCUGCAGAUUACUUGGUGACAUACACCAGUGCGUCGUUUGGAGAAAGCACAACUGGGGAUUUUAUUCCAACAGCGACUCCAAGAUGUUUGUGGAUGAAUACCAACACAGCGCAAUCGGCUGGUGUUGGUGUGAAAACAGUGACUGUGCCGGCUGCCAGUAUCAGCACAUUACCGGCUGCUACCACGGAUAUGUUUGGAAGGCCAAUAGCAACAUCUAUAUACAGUUCAACGUCUCGGUCUCAUAUGGCGUCCACCCAAGCAACACAAACAGGGAGCUCACCAUCGUCAUCAGCAUCGUCAUCAGCAUCAUCGUCAUCUGAAGACUUAUCCCAAUCAACAGAGGCCUCGCCAUCGGCGGCUGCGUCUACUUCAUCUCGAGUUGCCUCCAGGGGCUCACUCAUCUCAAAAUCAAACGGUCUUUUUGUACUUUGUUUGUGGGCUGUGAUUUCGACCUUUCUUCAAUGA
Molecule: messenger RNA, 825 nt
Organism: Paecilomyces variotii
Lineage: Eukaryota; Fungi; Ascomycota; Eurotiomycetes; Eurotiales; Thermoascaceae
Exons: 1
Coding region: 1-825 (274 amino acids)
Source: RefSeq, a predicted model, not a curated record